AGUCUCAGUAGAGUGUACAUCACAGUGGCGAGCGUUGUGUUGAGUUACCUGCAAUUCAAAAAUAUAUAAUUCUUUCUUUUAUACAAAUGUGCAACUUGCAAAAUUUUUGUGUCAAUGCCAAAAAUUAGCAAUACGGAUACCAAACAAAAAUUACUCAAACAAUUAAGAUUGGGCAAAAAUCUGUCGUCUAGCAAAGGCUCGCGUACAGGUAACUCCGCCAACAAUAAGGAACUCAAAGUGCUAACCCUGCUGCAAACUGUGCCGUGAACUCCAAACACUCU
This is a messenger RNA of Drosophila busckii, 281 nucleotides long. RefSeq lists its product as uncharacterized. Bases 115 to 267 code for a protein of 50 amino acids. The record is from RefSeq and is a predicted model, not a curated record. Lineage: Eukaryota; Metazoa; Arthropoda; Insecta; Diptera; Drosophilidae. The transcript is spliced from 2 exons.